UUUGCAUUACGAGUGUAAGAAGACUGGGAGAGGAGCAGAGUGUGACGGACUUGGAGUUGUUUGGACAGCCAGCGCUCGAGAAUUCUAGUUUUCUUUUUUUCUAAGUGAAAACGCAGUACGCUGAAAAUGACAAUGAAUGAACGAAGUCCGGUUUUUUGACACGUGAGGCCACCUCCCCUUGGCCUAAUUCGCUGUUUGGUCUGUCACGACGUCUCGGCCAUCGCACAGCUAUGGAGAUCAACGAUAAUAAGGAUGUCAAGCUUUCUGCCGAAGUAGAGCCUUUUAUUCCCCAGAAGAAGGGUACAGAGACUGUCUUGGUUCCAGUGAAUCUAUCAAAUGACAACGGAGGAGGGAGCAACAUGAAUAAUGUUGAACCUGCGCCUAUCCCUAGUUACCUUAUUACAUGUUACCCGUUUGUUCAGGAAAAUCAGCCAAAUAGGCAGCUACCCUUGUAUAACAGUGAUCUAAGAUGGCAGCAACCCAACCCAAGCCCUACUGGUCCUUACCUUGCCUACCCUAUUCUUCCAUCACCUCAGCCUCCUGUUUCGAAUGACUACACAUACUACCAAAUUAUGCCAGCACCUUGUGCACCCAUGAUGGGAUUUUACCACCCCUUUCCCACACCUUAUGGAGCCUCUAUUCAAACGACAGGUGUUGUCAAUGCUAUGUCCACAGAAUGUGGCGAUCGUCCCAUGCAGACUGGACAGAUUCUUCCUGUAUCAGGACAACGGGUGCGUGGAAUCAUUAGAUCACCUGUUAUUGCAAAGCUGCCACAGCAGAUAAGAAGUAAGCGACCACUUAUGAGGAGUGUGGCAAUUCAGAAAGAGAUCAGUGCUUCAGGCCCGGACAGCAGAUCCAAGACUGUCCUUUUGGUUGACGCCUCCCAGCAAACAGAUUUUCCUGGUGAAAUAGCCAGUAGGUCGCUAUCAGAAAGGGCAAGUCCUUUAGUGUGGAAGACCAAGACAAGAAGAAGAAGGGCAUCCCAUCCAACAGCAGAAUCCUCUAGUGAACAUGGUGCAAGUGAAGCCGAUAUUGACAGUGACAGCGGAUACUGUAGCCCUAAGCACAGCCAUCACCAACAGACAGGCACCUUGGGAACACGCCCAUUGGAUUCUAGCAGUGGUGUUGCUGUUGAACCUUUAGUGACGUCCGGUACAACCUGGGUCAAUGUUGCCUCACAGGUUACUCAAAGGUCCUGGUUUGAUAGAACUUCUCCAUAUUUUAAGGGUGGAAAGUUGUCCGAGCAAAGGAAUUAUGCAAUGAAUGGUUACCGAGGAAGAGGACAGAGUGUUUCAUGCGAAAGAAAACUGAGCUUGCAGAAAAGGCCAGAUGGUAAACCUCCGACUAUUGGCCAUUUACCUGGAACAAAGCCGGAUACAGAACCUUUGUAUUUUGAGGAUGAAAAAGAAUUUCCUGACCUAAAUACCGUAGCUGCCGUUUCAAGAAAUAAGACUGAACAAAUGCAGUCCAAAAUCCCCAAGAACCUGCUGGAGAAUCUGCCUGAGAACUCUCCUAUCAACAUUGUACAGACUCCAAUUCCAAUCACAACCUCUGUCCCUAAACGAGCAAAAAGUCAGAGAAAGAAGGCCUUGGCAGCUGCCCUUGCUACAGCUCAGGAAUAUUCUGAAAUAAGCAUGGAGCAAAAGAAAUUGCAGGAAGCUCUAACUAAAGCUGCAGGGAAGAAGAGUAAAACUCCAGUUCAGCUAGACCUUGGGGAUAUGCUUGCGGCACUGGAGAAACAGCAGCAAGCUAUGAAGGCUCGGCAGCUAACCAAUACUAAACCACUGUCUUAUACAGUUGGCACCUCAACUCCCUUUCAUACCAAGGAUUCAAGCAGUAAGAGGUCUUUAUUUAAAAGUCAGCCAUACUCUCUGCCUCACAAUAUUCUGGACUCCGCACCUCCCAGAGUAAAAAGAGGAAAGGAGAGAGAGAUUCCCAAGGUCAAGAGGCCAACAGCACUUAAAAAAAUAAUCCUAAAAGAGAGAGAAGUAAAGAAAGGCAAAUAUUCCGUUGAUCAUAAUCUUACAGAGCCAGAAGAACAAGGGGACUUAAACUUGCACUUCAUCGAUGAUCAGUCCCAUGAAGGAGUAUCUCAAGAAGAGUUGGGGUUGAGUGUGCCCAGUGAUGCAUCGCUUUCUCCUGCUUCUCAGAAUUCCCCGUACAGCAUAACCCCAGUGUCUCAAGGAUCUCCUGCCAGUUCAGGAAUAGGCAGUCCAAUGGCAACUUCUGCUAUCACCAAAAUUCACAGCCGUCGAUUCAGAGAGUACUGUAAUCAAGUUCUGAGCAAAGAGAUUGAUGAGAGUGUGACUGUGCUUCUGCAAGAGCUUGUACGUUUCCAAGAACGUGUCUACCAGAAAGAUCCUGUAAAAGCAAAAGCCAAAAGGAGGCUUGUAAUGGGACUGCGAGAAGUGACCAAACACAUGAAGCUACAUAAGAUUAAGUGUGUUAUCAUUUCACCAAACUGUGAAAAAAUACAGUCAAAAGGUGGAUUGGAUGAAGCUUUGUACAACGUAAUAGCAAUGGCCAGAGAACAAGAGAUCCCAUUUGUCUUCGCUCUGGGUCGAAAAGCCUUAGGACGCUGUGUUAACAAAUUAGUCCCUGUUAGUGUGGUUGGAAUCUUCAACUUCUCUGGUGCUGAGACCUUGUUUAAUAAGCUGGUUUCGCUAACUGAAGAGGCUAGAAAAGCCUAUAAGGACAUGGUGUCAGCUUUGGAGCAGGAACAAGCAGAAGAAGCCUUGAAAAACAUCAAGAAGGUUCCUCACCACAUGGGCCAUUCUCGAAACCCUUCAGCAGCCAGUGCCAUCUCAUUCUGCAGUGUCAUUUCAGAGCCUAUCUCGGAGGUUAACGAGAAGGAAUACGAAACCAACUGGAGAAACAUGGUUGAAACAUCUGACGGACUGGAAACAUCAGAGAUUAAAGAUCCAUCCAUUCGGACUGCUGUUCCUGACAAGCCAAGUGUCACGGCACCUGAUAAAAAUAACGAGACAUGUGCAGCUCUGCCAAGUUCCGCAUCCAACUCCGCCAGUCUCCAGCCCACCAAAGCCAUGAAUUCAGGAUCAGAGAAGGAUGACGGAAAACCAGACGACAUCUUAGAAUGGGCUUCCCUGCCAAGCACCGAGACCGGCUCGCUUGAUGGCAGCUGUAGGGAUUUGCUAAAUUCAUCAAUAACCAGUACAACCAGUACUCUCGUCCCAGGUAUGCUAGAAGAGGGAGAGGACGAGGAUGAUGAAGAGGAGGAUGACUAUGCUCAUGAACCUAUUUCUGUGGAGGUACCCCUUUCAAGUAGAAUUGAAUCAUGGGUAACCGAAGCACAAAAAACAUUGGAGAACCUUCAAUUGGGCAAAAAUGAAGACAGUACAGAGGAAGACGAUGGAGGCCACAGCGAAGAGGAGGAACUUGAAUUGCCCGAACAAACGGACACCAUUGAUCAUAAAGAUUUGCUGCUGGAAACGAAAAGCUAGAAGAAACAAAUGAAUUGCCUUUUGGCAAACCUCACAACCAUAAUCUCAGGAAAAUUAGAAUUAGGAAAGCUCGAUGAUUCUCCAGAUUUUUCCAUCGCCAGAGUUUUGGAAAGUCGUUCAUCAAUGAGUUGAACAAAACAUAUUCCGCUUCCAGUUUUUGUUUGUUGGCAUUUGAAAAUGAAACAAGCUACUAAUUGUAAAUAAUAAUUAUCACCAGAUUAUUGUAUUUAUGUCUUGUCGGUUAUUAUUUAAAAUGAUUAACAUGCAUUGCAUUUUGUUCUAUUUAGCUUCAGUUUCCUCUUCUAAGGACUUUGUUGUUCAUGGUGUGUUUGAGCAGCCGGCCUCAUGUCUUAUUUAUGACCUCUUUUGUUUUGAGAGCAUAGCAGCUCAACGUUUGGGGGAAGAAAUGGAAGAUUAUGCACUUUAUGUGGCAAUGGCAUUGUGCGCGUGUGUGUGUGUGUGUGCGCGCGUGUGUGUCAGUUGACUGUUUUCUCAUGUUAAUUAACACGUUAUAAAUUGAACUGUUCUGUUUAUAUGUAAUAUUAUAUUUUGAUCUGGUAAUUGUUCUAUUAACAUAUAGUGUGUUAAUCGUUUAUAAUCUUUCAUGUAAAAAAAAAAAAUAUAUAUAUAUAUAAAGUUUACCUCAGAUUUGUGCUUGCAGACCUGCUAGGAAAACAUAGAAAAACUGUUUUUAUAGAAAUUUUUAAAUAUUUUGUCUUGUUAGUGGAUUACUAAACUUUAAAACUAAGCUGUUUAUGGAAACUGUUAAUAGAAAAAAAAUACUGAGUGAUGACAUUUCUAUAGUUUGAGCUAUGAUCAAAUUUGUAGACCAAUGGGAUUGUAUAGUCCUGUGGUGAAUAUUAUUAAUAAUUGUCUUUUUACAUUAUGACAGACCAACAAAAACGUGUUCACUUAGGUAGAUUUUAUGUUUAUAUAUAAAAAAAAAAAAAUUAUGUUGUAUUCUUCAGAUCUUCUAAAUGUAUUUAUUUGUAAGGAAUUCUUGCAUCACUCCAGUUUGCUAAUGCUGUUGCUUUGAUAACUAAGACAUAAGCAAUGUAUUAUUAUUUUUUUUCCCAAAAAAAAAAAACCUGCUAAAAACCGUGUGUGUCCAUCCAUAUUACUAAGAGGAUAGUGUAGAGAAAUGUAAUAUUUUUGUUUAUCCAUUUAUUCAUCACACUUAUUAAAGCAGUGGUGUGCUAUUAUGCCUAAAACAAAUCUGUGCCCCCGACCCUUAAUGUUAAAUAAUGUCAUCAUUAAAGAUCCGACUCAUUUCUGUGGCUUUUUAAUAUGUUCAUUGAAUUGAAAUCUGAUUAUACUGAUUGAUCUCUUUCCACUGUUAGUUUUAUUUGCUCUAAUGUGAUGCUCUCCCGGCCUGUAAAUCUCUUUUAGGAUGCCCGUUCUGCUCUUAUUUCAUGUGCUGUAGGUUGACGUCACUUGGACAGAACUGGAAGUCCAUUUGGUAGGGCUUUUUGCUUUUCCAUUAUAUUUUUAACCCCACUAGCAUUUUAUGAUAGUUGAGUUUCAUUUUCAAUGCAGGGUUAACGUUUUCAAUUUUGUUUUUGGUACUCAAACGCCAUUUGGGAUAAAAAAAAAAAAAAAUUAAAAAAUCUCUCUGUUUAAAAAAAAAAAUACUCCUUAAAAUGACUUAGAUAUAUAAAUUGUAAAAAGGUAGAGUCCUUAUAUAUAAUAUCAUAUUCUAAGUCUCUCAUCAGUGAGUCUUUUGAUAAGGUCAGAAGGCAGAUGGAGGACAGGAAAAAACAAUUGGUCACCAUUGGCUCCCAUUCUGUCAGAAACGUUUUUCCUUUUUUUUUCCCCCCACUAAUGCAAUCUACGUUGUGUAACGUAUUAAAAAAAAAAGGUCACUUUUAGGUGGAGUAUUCCUUUAUUAAAUAUACAUAUCUGACAGUUUCUAAUUUUGCAAGACAUGUAUUGACUGUAGUUACAUUUAUUAGAAACAGUCUUCCCAAUAUUUUCUUUGUUUUGAUACUACAGGUCAAAUUGUGUUAGAACAAACUGCUUGGCACUGAAAAAAAUUUGUUAUAAUAAAGACUUCGUUAUUGUAGAAUUGGAACAUAACGUGGUCUUUAGGUGCAUACAGUUGGCAAAGCUGACUGCAGAAUGCCGAACUUAAAGGCAUUGUCUGCUUUUUUCUUGCUAGCAUCUAUUGCAGUCAGAAGUUCCAGCUUUUUCUGUAAAAGAAAUUGCUUUACUUACAUAAAUGAUACCCCUUGGUGUCCAUAGUUAGCAUUUAGUAGUAUUACAAUUUGAGGUCCAGGCGGAGGAUGAGGUUCUAUGGGGUAUCCCCCUCUGUGUUCGGAGCACACACACACACGCACAGCUGGACUGACUGGCACACUGUGGCUGCUGUAUGUCCUUUUGUGAGUCACCCCCUUUUUUUUUUUUUAACUUGGGAAGAUUUUACAUAAAAAGUUUGAGGAAAUGAAGAUCACAUUUGAGAAUAAGAAUCGUUGGAUACAUAAAUUUGUUAGCACAACACUCAACAAUGCAUUUAAAUGCAACAGAAUUUUCUUUUUAAAAAGAUUAUGGUGUGCCGAUGUUUGCAGGGUAAAAUCUCAGUGAAUUUAUGAGACGCGUUGAAAACUGGUUGAGUAGCAUAAACACGAGAGAAGCUGAGCAGUCAGCCGAAUUCUCAGUCUGAUCCAAUGUGCUCAAAGUCAGUCCGCCAUACCUUAAGUAACCUGGAAAUCAAUGACAAAGUUGAGCUGCGGUAAACCUCCAGAGCUCCACAGGUUCAGCAGAUUCGAUUGGCAGUUGUCUCGCCCCCUAGAUACGACCACAACAGCUCAGAGUGUGAUGAUUAUCGAGUAAUCCAAGUGUCAUAAAUGAGCAGUGUGAAUUGUCAGAAGAAAUGUGCAUGUUUUGCUCACUCUUUUACGUAAAAUGACUUUGUCAUUAUGAAUUUUGUAGAUAAAUAGGACUUUGCUGUAAUUAGUUUUUUUUUUUUUUAACAUUAGUUCUAUAGGAAAUUGGCCAGGACCAAAAAAAACAACAAAAAUGAUUUUGUUAAAAUGGCGUAUGUUCUAACAGAAUUUGACCUUUAUUGGUUAAAACAGACAUUGUUUGACAAAUGAUUCUCAAAAUAACAGGUAGAACCACACCAGUGGCUCCAGCCCCACCCCAGUCUAAUAUAAAUUGAGGGGAGCCCAGCGGUGUAGCGGUUAGCACUGACCUGGAUCUUAUUGCCUGGACGUUGCCCCCCCCGUGCAUUGCACACUUACACAUUUUCUCAUUGUUUGCUCGGGUUUUCCUGCCACUUUCCAGAGAUAUAUGUGUUGGUUUCAUUGCUGAUUCCUCAUCGGCCCACCAUGUGAGUGGGCUUUGCGAUGGAGUGGUGCCCUACAGCCGAUUCUUGUCAUCGCUACCCUCAGUUGUUAAAGAAGUUGUAUAGUUUUAUACAUAAUUUACGGCAUUUUUAUUUGUAUUUUUUAUUGGCGUCCAUAAUCAUAGUUAUCACUUAAUUUGCAUUGUUUAUGGAUAUUGAAUUUGUAUUUUAAUAUUUAAUGUUAUAGUAUGAAGUACAAACUUGUAUUCACUGCACUUGUAAGAUUUUGAAUUGAAGGUUGCUUAUUUUGUGUGCUUUUCUUUUCCUUACACAGUCGGCUGAACAAGUGUCUGUUGCACAAUGUAAAUAAGAAACUCUGUUAACUAAUUUAAUGUGAAAUCUGCUAUAUGAAGUACUUUUCCAGCCUAACCCACCUUUCUUUUCUAUCUCUCUGACUAUGCCCCCUACCAAUCUGUAAUACAAUGCCCGUGCAUCCUAGAUUAGCUGUAUUCAUCUUUAUCCUGAUUUAUCUCAUUAAAAAGAUAUUGCUCGGAUGUA
Polypterus senegalus (gray bichir) is the source of this 7302-nucleotide messenger RNA. It is a transcript of the gene secisbp2l, whose product is annotated as SECIS binding protein 2-like. Gene Ontology annotation, cellular component: ribonucleoprotein complex. Gene Ontology annotation, molecular function: selenocysteine insertion sequence binding; mRNA 3'-UTR binding; ribonucleoprotein complex binding. Gene Ontology annotation, biological process: selenocysteine incorporation. Lineage: Eukaryota; Metazoa; Chordata; Cladistia; Polypteriformes; Polypteridae. The record is from RefSeq and is a predicted model, not a curated record.